Molecule: messenger RNA, 2031 nt
Organism: Calypte anna (Anna's hummingbird)
Lineage: Eukaryota; Metazoa; Chordata; Aves; Apodiformes; Trochilidae
Gene: SCARA3
Product: scavenger receptor class A member 3
Exons: 6
Coding region: 218-1948 (576 amino acids)
Source: RefSeq, a predicted model, not a curated record
GAAGGAACCGGGGCGGGGGUGGAUGCAGGAACCGGGGCCGUGAGGUCCGGAACGGGGCAGGAUUGAACCCCCCCCACCCCCCAGUUUGGGGGCUAUGAGAGGGACCCCCUGGGUGCGGGCAGGGCCCGGGCAGCUCAGGUCCCUCCUGUGUUGAGUUGCAGAAGAAGAUCUGGUGGGAGGAGGAGGAGGAGGAAGAGGAGGAGGGGAAGAAGAGGAGAUGCCAUCCUUCAGCUCCCGCCCCAGCGGAAGGGCACGGACCAACUGCAGCCGGUGCCAGCAGAACCUCAACCUCCAGACAGCUGUCAAAGUCCUCUACGUCUUCUCCAUCCUCCUGAUGGUGGCCGUGACAGUGCUGGCUGCCCUGGUCUUCAAGAAAGUCGACUCCAUCUCCAAGGACGUCAGCUCAGCCCAGACCUAUUAUGAGAAGCAGCUCGUGUCCCUCCAGGAGGAUCUCCAGGGCUUGGAUGAGAAGACCACGGGGAACUGCUCCCUGUGCCAGGAGACAGGAGAGCUGGGCCAGGAGAUCAGCAAGCUGCAGGAGGAGCUGGAGGAGAUCCAGAAGAUGCUUUUGGUUCAAGAAAUCCUGCUGGACCGGACCUCCCAGACCCACAACCUCCUCUCCUCCACCACCACCCAGAUCACCGGCGAGGUGGACGACUGCUCCUUCUCCAUCCGGAGGGUCAACGAGAGCUUGGAGAGGUUCCUGGCCCAGGUUGGGGGGUGGCGGGCGGCGACCUCCCGGCUGGAGGAGUCCUUGAAGGGCUUGGCCCGGGAAGGGUCCGAGGUGGGGGCGGCCGUGAGGAGGAUGAACUUCAGCCUGGGCCAAACCUCCGAGCGGAUCGGGGCCGUCCAGAGGAAGGCGGAGGAGGAGACGUUGACGCUGCAGAAGGUGGUGAGCGAGUGGCAGAACUACACCCGGCUCUUCGGGGGGCUGAGGGCGGCCGCCUCGCAGAGCGGGGAGCUGGUGAGGAGCAUCCAGGGCAGGCUGGGGCUGGCGGCUCGGCAGGCGGCCCAGAACUCGGAGAGCAUGCACGACCUGGUGCUGCAGGUGAUGGGGCUGCAGCUCCAGCUGGACAACGUCUCCUCCGUCCUGGACGAGCACGAGGAGAACAUGAAGGACUUGAGCUACCACCACCGCUACGCCCAGAACCGCACGGCCGAGCGUUUCCAGAGCCUGGAAGGGCUCAUGGCCUCCCACCAGACAGAGAUCUCCACCAUCUUCGCCAACAUCAACGCCACCGACAGCCACGUCCACAGCAUGCUGCGCUACCUGGACGAGGUCAGGAUCUCCUGCACCUUGGGCUUCCACGCCCACGCCGAGGAGCUCUACUACCUGAACAAGUCCCUGGGCUCGGUGCGGGGCACCACGGAACUCCUGAGGGAGGGUUAUGGCCUCCUCAGCGCCCGCCUGGACUUCGACAUCCGCAACCUCUCCCUGGUGAUGGAGGAGAUGAAGGGGGUGGAUGCCCGGCACGGGGAGGUGCUGAAGAACGUCACCAUCUUACGAGGUGUCCCCGGCCUCCCAGGUCCCCGUGGCCUCAAGGGUGACGUGGGCAUCAAGGGCCCCCCAGGAAACCAAGGAGAGAAGGGUGACAUGGGCAGCCAGGGCUCACCAGGACCCCAGGGAACCCCCGGCCCCCCAGGACCCCCCGGUCCCCAAGGCCAAAGAGGUCCCUUGGGCUUGAAGGGCUUCCCUGGCCUCAAGGGUGCCAAGGGCAGCUUUGGGCCGUCUGGCUCAAAGGGACAGGGGGGACCCAAAGGGGACCCCGGCCCCCCAGGGCCUCUGGGGGUCACAGGGCCAGAGGGACCCCCUGGCCCUCAGGGUGAACCCGGACCCCCCGGGAUCCCCGGGGCUGGGGGGCAGGUGGGUCCAACAGGACCCAAGGGAGACCCCGGCUUGAGAGGUCCCCCCGGGCUACCAGGACCCCCGGGACCCCCGGGACUGUAACAGGGCUGGCAUGGGGACGGGGGGGUCCCCAGUGUCCCCCCAGGGUGAUGACCCUGGCAUGGGGACAGGGGCUCCCUACUGUC